Molecule: messenger RNA, 1062 nt
Organism: Candida tropicalis MYA-3404
Lineage: Eukaryota; Fungi; Ascomycota; Pichiomycetes; Serinales; Debaryomycetaceae
Gene: SAS2
Product: Sas2p
Exons: 1
Coding region: 1-1062 (353 amino acids)
Biological process (GO): regulation of DNA-templated transcription
Molecular function (GO): histone acetyltransferase activity
Source: RefSeq, a predicted model, not a curated record
AUGUUUGACACAACAGACAAUCCAAUCACUUCUCCAAAACGAAAAAAAGCCAGAAACAAGGAUACAGAAGAUAAUUCUUAUUAUGGACAAUUAAACAAACGAAAUAUAAACAAAGUGACUUUUGGAAAUUACGAAUUUUCAGCGUGGUACGGCAAUGCAGCGUAUUUCCAUCCCCAUGAUUUAUCUCAUUCUAGUUUGGGAUACGUAUACGCUAAUAAGGUAGCCAUGGAAGGAUCUGGGGCUAGAAAGAUACAUAAAAAAGACAUGUUUGAUGAAACUUUACACGAAUUUUGGUUGGACCAUUUAUACGUUUGCGAAUAUUGUUUCAAAUACUCAUCUCAAGAACACGAAUUAAAUUUGCAUGUGGCCAAGUGUCAGCAAAAUAGGACAAGACCUAAUUUGGGAAAAUUAAUGUACAGAGAUCAGAAGAAUGGUUAUAUUAUUAGAGAGAUUCGAGGGUUCCAAAAUCCAUUGUUUUGCCAGAAUCUAUGUUUGUUUGGGAAAUUGUUUCUUGACGAUAAGUCUAUCUACUAUAACAUUGAUCAUUUUAAUUUCUACAUUAUCUACGGAAAGGAUGAUUACUCGACGAACUAUAUACCAAUGGGUUUUUUCUCCAAGGAAGUAUUGUCGUAUGAAAACGAUAUAAAUUUGGCAUGCAUAUGUGUUUUCCCGCCGUUCCAAAGAAGACAUUUGGGGUCAUUGUUGAUUGAUUUCCUGUAUCAACUUGCACGAGUUACACCAGGCCAGUAUUAUGGUAGUGGGCCCGAAUAUCCGCUUUCCCCAUAUGGAAAAAUGACAUAUUUGCGAUAUUGGUCCAAAAGAAUAGUAAGAGUAAUUGAUGAGUCGCAAGAGAGCUUUACAUUAAAUGAUUUGUCAAGGCUUACUGGGUUUAGAAAAGAAGAUAUACUACUAUCGUUGGAAUUUAUGGGUGUAUUGGUUAGUGAUAGCACAACAGGCGAUGUUUCUCUUUGUAUUGAUAACUUGAAACAUUGGAAGAAAGAGAAUCAUUACGAUCCAUAUAAAGAAUUGGAUGCCUUAGAUACCAGUUGUCUAAUUAUAUGA